AUGGCCCGCGCGGCUCUGCGGCCACCGCGCCUCCGCCGGGACCGCCCGCCCGGGCCGGCCACACCCGCCGCUGCGCCGAGGCCGGCCGGGCGCGUCUGGGAAGGGGCGGGCCACCCGCGCAGCCCGCGGAGCCACCUGUCACCCCGUCCCCCGACCGACCGCCCGUCGCCCCGCCCCCGGGCCCCUGUCUCCCGCCCUCGGCCACUGGGCCCGACCACGUCGUCCUGUCCACGGCCCCCAGUCGCCUGCCCUCGGCCCCUGGGCCCGACCACCUGUCGCCCCGCCCUCCACUCCGGCCUCUCCCCAGCGCACCUGUCCCCGUCGCCCCGUCGCCUCGCCCUCGGCCCCAGCCCCCGGUCCCCUGCCCCCUGUCGCCCGCCAUCGGCCCCCGUUUCGGACCACCUGUCGCCCCGCCCUCCUCUCCGGCCUCUCCCACCGCACCUGUCCCUGUCGCCCGGCCCCCGGCCCCCUGUCGCCCGCCCCCGGCCACCUGGGCCCGACCACCUGUCGCCCGUCCCCCGACCCGACCACCCGUCGCCCCGCCCUCCUCUCCGGCCUCUCCACCCGCACCUGUCCCCGUCGCCCCGCCCGCAGGAGCUCCGACCGCCCGACGCCGGGCUCAGGUGCCACCCACAGCCCCGGGCGGGCGAAGCCACACCUUCCCACCCGGGGUGCUCCGGCCCGAGCCCUCCAGGCCUGGCACAGCCGUGGCAGAAGAUCUGA
This is a messenger RNA of Cynocephalus volans (Philippine flying lemur), 723 nucleotides long. RefSeq lists its product as uncharacterized. NCBI's taxonomy places the organism in Eukaryota, Metazoa, Chordata, Mammalia, Dermoptera, Cynocephalidae. The record is from RefSeq and is a predicted model, not a curated record. The transcript has a single exon. The coding region runs from base 1 to 723 and encodes 240 amino acids.